CGCCAUUCGAAGGCCUUUAUUUCUUCCGUCUGUAUUGUUUACAUGUGCAAGUAAACACAGUUUGAUUUUCGAUAUUGUUAAAUAUAUACACAAUUAGUGUUUGACAGUUAGUUAUAAGUUUUUACAGUCUUUUUAGUGAACAUUAAUAUGUGGAACGCGAUGGAUGACGGUGGUGGCUUUGGUAAAAGCAGAUUUGACCAAUCAGCCGGUGGUGGAUUUUUGAAUACUUCUGUUGCUGCUUCUCCCAGUGGAACUGAAAAGAAAAAGGCCAGCAGACUUUCUAAUGUUGUGCCUUGUACAAUAGCUCAAAUCCACUUGAUGUCAGAAACUGAUGAAAAUUUAAAAAUUGGCAGUUUAAGUGCAAAUAUUGUCAUUUUAGUCGGCCUAGUUCAGAGUGUCGAUGUACAAGCUACAAAAGUGACCUAUGUAAUAGAUGAUUGCACAGGGUCACCCAUUGAAGUUCAAAUGUGGAUUGGAGAAAGUGAUGAACUCAACAAAAAGGUAAAUAUUAUUCAUGAAAAUGCUUAUGCUCGAGUGACGGGGGCUAUUAGGUCUAUGAAAGGAAAGCGACAUAUUCUGGCAUUCAAUAUUCAACCUGUGAACGACUUUAAUGAAAUUACAAUGCAUAUAGCAGAAAUAAUCCAUACAUCUAUGGCUAUCGCUGUUAUGGAUAAACAGAGUUCAGGAGGCUUUAAUGCAUCUACUAUGAUGAAUCCUGGAAUGACAGCUUCUUCAACUGAUACAUUUGCUUCAAAUGAUUCUAGAAAACUAACUAAACCCCAACAAUUGGUAAAACAAGCUAUUACUAAUUCUAAAAAUGAAGAGGGCAUUAGUGUUAUGGAUCUUUAUAGCACUCUAAAAUCCUUAAAUCGUCAAUCAAUACAGGAAGCUUUAGAUUUUCUGUGUAAUGAAGGCCAUAUAUAUUCCACUAUUGAUGAAGAUCAUUACAAGUCUACUGACUCAGUAUAAUUUGUGCCAGUUUGAAAAUUAAAAAAAUUUUUGUGUGUCUGUUUUUAUACACUUUUGUCCAGUCACCAAUAAAGUUUAAAAUUGUAUAUAAACAUAA
Parasteatoda tepidariorum (common house spider) is the source of this 1066-nucleotide messenger RNA. RefSeq names its product Replication protein A2 (gene RPA2). Gene Ontology annotation, biological process: double-strand break repair via homologous recombination; nucleotide-excision repair; DNA replication. Lineage: Eukaryota; Metazoa; Arthropoda; Arachnida; Araneae; Theridiidae. The record is from RefSeq and is a predicted model, not a curated record. Gene Ontology annotation, cellular component: site of double-strand break; nucleus; DNA replication factor A complex. Gene Ontology annotation, molecular function: single-stranded DNA binding.